Molecule: messenger RNA, 1634 nt
Organism: Manihot esculenta (cassava)
Lineage: Eukaryota; Viridiplantae; Streptophyta; Magnoliopsida; Malpighiales; Euphorbiaceae
Exons: 3
Coding region: 395-1345 (316 amino acids)
Source: RefSeq, a predicted model, not a curated record
UUUUGUCCUGUCUGAGUAUCUCUUUCUCGGAAUGGAGUAGUAAAACAUGAGAAGGUCAAUUUCAUAAUUUUGGAUAAACCUGGGGAUAUCUUUUCUUUUUCAAAAAAUGAAGAAACUUAAUUUUUUUUCUAAUAUACAAAAUCGAAAAUAAAUUAUUAAAUUUCAUAAAAGAAUAUAUGAGCAAUAAUCCAAAUAAUACUGUAUCUGCGGGCCUCAACGGACAGGAGAGGAUUGCGUAUUUUCCGACACAUGGCUCGCCGAACCUACGCUUGUUGGCUUCUCAAGUUGAGGUCUCACUGCUCACUAUCGCUGCCCAACUCUCACCAGACCAAACGUUUCCUUUCGCUACACAGCAAGCUGAAAACUGCACUUCUGCCACCAAAUUCCACUCGAGAUGAUGCACGCCAAAUCCGACUCCGACCAGGGGACCGUGACCUCGUCAUCCCCUCGAUCGCCUAAGCCUACCAUGUACUAUGUCCAGAGCCCAUCUCGUGACUCUCGCGAUGAGGACAAGUCUUUGUCAAUGCAGGCCACGCCGGCUUUCAACAGCCCCAUAGAGUCUCCGUCUCACCCGUCUUACGGGCGUCACUCCAGGUCGUCGUCCUCCAGCAGGGUUUCUGGGGCCUACGGGUCAUCGUCGGCGGCGUUGACAACAUUGGGGAGGAAAGCGGAAAACAAGAAGAACUACAAGGGCUGGCGCCAGUGUAAUAUGAUUAAGGAGGAAGGGGAUUACGGGGAAAUGUAUAGGAAUGAUGGGUUGUCAACGAGGUGCCGGGUUUUGUUUGUAGUUUUGGGGUUCGUUGUGAUUUUUUCAGUGUUCUGUUUGGUAAUCUGGGGAGCGAGUAGGCCUUACAAGCUACAGAUCAGUGUCAAAAGCCUGAUUGUGCAUGAUUUGAAUUUUGGGCAAGGCUCAGAUUUCACGGGAGUCCCAACCAGUUUGCUAACUACGAAUUGUUCAGUGAAGAUGAAUGUGUAUAAUCCAGCUACGUUUUUUGGCAUUCAUGUCAGUUCAGUUCCUGUCAAUCUUAUGUACUCAGAGAUUACAGUUGCUACUGGUGAGUUGAAGAAGUAUUAUCAAUCGAGAAAGAGCCACCACAAUGUGUAUGUGAAUCUGGAAGGAAUAAGAGUUCCCCUCUAUGGUGCAGGGGCAAGCUUAAAGAUCUCGGAUAACAAUGGAGGAGUUCAAAUGGCAAUGAUACUUGUUUUUGACAUUCACUCGCGAGGAAAUGUUGUGGGAGAACUGGUGAAGUCAAGGCAUACAAGGCACGUCUCUUGUGCUUUAUCCAUUGAUUCUCGCAGCAAAAAACCCAUCAAGUUUAACAAGGAUUCAUGUGCAUAUGUGUGAGUUGCCAUCCAAAGCAAUAAAGAGGGAAGAAAGAAUGUUUUUUGCAGCUGCAAUUGGAGUAGUCAUGUUGUUAAGAGUUCCACACAGAGCUUCUUGAAAAUCAUCAUCUGUACAGAUUUUAUACAUGUGAGUUCUUGCUUUAAUACUAGGAACUUUCCUUAUGUCUUGCAAAGUUUUUGAAUUGUGAAGCAUAUAGAGUAGCUACUCCAAUAUCAGGAUGCUUCAUAUAAUGUAUGACAAGUAGCUGCUUCAGAUAUAUAAAUAAAGUCAAUUUCAUUACUUUCACAGA